AUGACGGUUUCUGUCGAAGAUCUGGCUGCACUGCCAAUGCCUGACAUGAUCACUCUGUUGUUCAAAUUCCACAAAUCCACUACAGUCCUAUCAGUCCUGCCUACAACGCCUUUCACAGAGAUCAAAGCACUUCUACUUGCUGCGCUUCAGUCAAGAAAUCUCAAAUAUCUCCCUAACACGACCAUUCCGCUUCCUGAGACACCGCAAGAGCUCGAAUUUGGUGUGCUGGCUGAUAAGAGAGACCCUUCAAAGGGCUGGGUACCAUUGUAUAUCAAUGAGCAGGAAACAUUGGGGCCCAAGGGUGUCAAGAAGAGAAUAGGGGGCAAAUCAAGCGUUCUUAACGAGAGUCCCUUGGGUGCUGGCUUGACUGACGGUUCAUUGGUCGCGUAUCGAAUCAAGGCUUUUUACAAGGAAGGACAGAAGGACGGGCAUGAUAAUGACAAGACCUCGGGAGAAGGUACUCCAGGUAUUGAAAUCGAUGAAGAUCCAGGAUGGGAUGUGGUGCUGCCUUCUUUCGAAGAUGAGGGCGAAUGA
Messenger RNA from Capronia epimyces CBS 606.96, 534 nucleotides. RefSeq lists its product as uncharacterized. The transcript has a single exon. Lineage: Eukaryota; Fungi; Ascomycota; Eurotiomycetes; Chaetothyriales; Herpotrichiellaceae. The record is from RefSeq and is a predicted model, not a curated record. The coding region runs from base 1 to 534 and encodes 177 amino acids.